CGCAUUUCAUUGCGUCCCUCACCAUGCCGGGGCAGAGAGGUGCCUUCCCUCCCGGGGAAACAUGGCAAGGUCCCAACUUGAGCCCGGGCAGCGCAGUGCUGGUCUUCAGCAGCUCAGUGGGCUCCUGGGUGAAUGGCAGCAUUGUUGAGAUCUUCGAGGAGGAAUGUGUGGCCGAUGGCUACACCAUGCCAGCGGGUUGCAUCAAGGUGGCCUUGGAGAAUGGCAGCGUGAAGUACGUCAUGCCCAAUGAAGUAGCCAAUGUGCUGCGACCACGUGAUUCAUCUGACAUGACGGACAACACUAGGCCGCAGCGGCCACAGGCGAACCCGCAACCAACAGGCCGUGCAGAUGCUGGUGCGGCUCGUCUAGAGGCCCGCGACCGCUGGAAUACCUAUGAAAUUCGCCUACAGGAUAUUUUUAUGGAGUAUGACAGGGAUCGUUCCGGCGCUUUGGAAGUUGAAGAGUUUCGCGCCUUGCUAAGAGAUUUCAAUCAAGGUCGCGAUCCAACGGAGGAGGAAUACAGCUUUAUGAUGAAGCUUUCAGAUAAGGACCGAGAUGGUCGAAUAAGUCUGGGUGAGCUUCAUUAUGCACUGCGCGCGUGGCAUAGUUACAGACAUAUGGACGACUCGUUGCUUCGGCUGUUUGCCGAAUUCGAUUUCGAUGAGUCAGGGCAUUUGUCAGUAAAUGAGUUGGAGCAGUUGCUGACAGCAAUGAAUGGUGGGAAGCCAGUACCUAGAGAUGAGGUCAUCCGUGUAAUGCAUCAAGCAGAUAUGCUUGGUGACCGUCAGAUCCACCGGGCCGAGCUGCUGGGUGCCAUCUCAGCAUGGUACGGCAACGUCGACCGGAAGGAUACAGACUUGCCCUCUUUGCUCAGAGAGGCUUUGGCCAGAAGCAUCCAGGAAGCCGACUAUGCCGGUGUCAUGGACCAAGGACGAAGUGCAUUUGGUCAUGCCACAUCCAUGGUCAAGGGUCUUGUAGGCUACUCACAGGUGGAUGAUGGUGCCAACCCAAGUGGCGCACCUGGCACGACUUGGUCAUCUCAACCUGGGAUUCCGCUGAUGUCAGAUCCUGGCGUGUCCCAGCAGCCGAUGGGUCAGCGGGUCAUCAAGGCUUUGCCUCUUGCCUUGAGUUCCUGCAGCAAGUUUUGCUACGUUGGUUUUCCUUUCAUCUUUGGGUGGAUGCUGGUCUUCGCUGGUUGGGAGUAUCGAGAUAAUGUUUGCCCUCGAAAUUUGGAUGGUAUUCUAAUGUGGUUCGGCUUUUUGGUCCUGGUCUUUAGCGGGCUCGCUUACGUCACAGAUCCAAACGCUGUGGUUGGUCGCAUUGCGAUUUUGGUCAUCCUAGUGGUCCUGGACGUCGUGGGAGUUCUGUGGACCUCCGAUCCCGCGGUGGAGCGGAACAAAGGAGCUUGCGGUCUAUCCUUGGUGUGGUUUAGCUACUUCGUGUGGAUAGCGGUGCCUAUUUGCAGCUUAGGAUAUCUGGGCUUUCUCUUAGCAACGCAUGUGCGAAAGCUGCAGAGAAAGGACGACCACCUACAGAAUGAGGUUAUCGUUUUCUGAUUAGCAAUACUUUGAACAUCUUUGAACGGCCAGUGAACCAGCUCUUGUCUUUUGUACUGCAUCCUACAUUGGCUUUGCUGGAAAAGAUUGGAAAAGAUGUGAAGCAACGGAGCUUAUUUCCUG
Molecule: messenger RNA, 1679 nt
Organism: Cladocopium goreaui
Lineage: Eukaryota; Dinophyceae; Suessiales; Symbiodiniaceae
Source: the annotation of a GenBank genome assembly